UUUUGCUAUUAGGCGGCAUCCUGUGCUCUUUCAUCAUCCUUUCUUCCUCCUUCUCCCUCGCCACCCCUCCCCCUCAGCUCUAGAUCCAUCAUCCAGGCUUGACACUCCCACCCGGCAGCUCUCCCAAUGUCCUCCUCCUCCACUUCCUCGCUCACCCAGCAGCGAAACCUCAUGAGCCAACAACUGCACUCUUCGCUCUCUUCACAACACCUCGCUCCCUCCAGUCCCUCAUACGCCUCUUAUGCCUCCUCCAUAUCGUCUGCACCUGGCUCACGACCGGCGUCUCCGGCCUCAAUGAACGCAGGCACCAUCAUUAACGUCCCAACACCCCCACAGUCCCCAACAUCCUUCCAGCUAAAGACGUUUGCUUCGUCCACGCCCUCCACACCGCCUGUCAGCACCGUGAUUAAUAUUGGAACUCCCGGGAGCCUCACACCUUCCUCCGCCUCAUCAUCUUACUUUCCACACAUCCCUCCACCUCCAAGCCCGACCGUCUCAUUAUUCUGGCUCCUGUCACAGCCUGUUACCCGCACAGUCAUUGCACUAACCAUUAUCAUGUCGCUGGUGGCCUUGGGAGAUACGUUCCCGAAGCACUGCACGGCUCCAACACAUGUGCUCUUCUCAAUGGAAUAUCUUUCACUCUUGACCUCGCCUUUUGUCGUGCCAUUGACACCCUCCCUCCUGGCUGCAGCCCAGGUCGGCCUGGGAUCGUCGCUCGUCCUUGCAGUAUCCAACAUCAUGUCGCUGGCGAUCUUUGAGGACCACUUGACGAGCGUCUUUAAUGGGGACGGAUCUAGGAUCUUCCGCAACCUGUUCGUGGUCGUGAUGUGCUUGGUCAUGGCACUGCGCCAGCUGAUGGGCUUUGUCUUUUCCCGGGCAACUGGCUGGCAUACUCCCGAUUUGUUCUUUAGCGAUUCCAUGUUUGAAUGCAACCUCGGUAAGGAUCACUAUCCGAUAGGAUGACACUUGACUCGAUCUAUACCAUGGAUAUCCCUUCUCCUUCAGCAACAACCACAACAACAACAACAACAAAAGAAAAAAAAAAGGAUAGUUGAGCAGGAGCAGGGUCACGGCGUGUGGACGGAUCUCAGUGCGGGGAUUGCGAUGAAUGCUUGCUGCGAACCCUUUUCAGAUUGCAAUAGUGGAGAGACAUUCCUCUUGCUAUUUUUACAACAACACGGACCUCUGCCAUGCACUUGGGCAAGCGUGCCAUUAUCCACAUUUGUCCUAUUCAAGCCAGCAAAACGUAUCUAGAUAUCCGGACAAAAGAACCCUCGGUGCGAAUUGCAUCAUCGUACAAUCAUGUGCGGGCAGCACCCAGGAGUGGGGGGUGCCUGAUUUAAGGGGGAUGGCGAUGACCUUUUCUUAUUCUUCCAUGCACCCUACCGGCUGCUGACUCUCUCGUCUAUUUUUACGCGA
Gamsiella multidivaricata is the source of this 1419-nucleotide messenger RNA. RefSeq lists its product as uncharacterized. The coding region runs from base 127 to 963 and encodes 278 amino acids. The transcript has a single exon. Lineage: Eukaryota; Fungi; Mortierellomycota; Mortierellomycetes; Mortierellales; Mortierellaceae. The record is from RefSeq and is a predicted model, not a curated record.